UCUCUCUAAAAUUUCCCACAUUUUAAACAAUCUCCUGGCCAUUCAAAACGCCCCUAGUAAAGAUACCUUACAAUCCAAAUCCCUCGUCUAUUUCAAGAUGCUCUUCUUCUCCUCUCAGCACUCCUUCUCAAACCUUCGAAAUAAAGCUCUUUUGAACCCCAAAACAUGCUCUCUUCUUCGGUCCUCAUCUCUUUCUCUCCACCAAAGACUUUCCACUUCGAUCCAAUCCAUCGGUUACCCACGUCUAAAGCUCGGAUUUUGAUACGUGGGUCGGAAUCAAAAAGGUUUUUUGGCGGCGGGGUUUGGAGGGUCAGGGUUUCUGAUCAGGAAAAGAUGACGGAGGUGGUUGGGAUUGAUGCUUUUAGGGGAGGAAAUGGGAGUGAAGAAGAAGGAGAGGCGAUUCUGAGUGAUGGACCGUCAGGUUUCGAUCGGGUUUCGGAGUUGAGUGGAUUUGAGUCGUCUUUGAAUCAGAUGAGCAAAUGGCUUAUUGCUGCUCUCUUUGGCCUUGUUAUUCUGUGGAAACAUGAUUCCGAAGCUAUGUGGGUUGCAAUGGGAUCAGUUGUAAAUUCAUGCAUUUCAGUUAAAUUGAAGAAUAUACUAAACCACAGGAGACCUGCCUCUGCUUUGAGAUCUGAUCCUGGAAUGCCAUCAUCACAUGCACAGUCCAUUUUCUACACAGCUUUAUUUGCAAUUCUUUCAUUGUUCCAGUGGCUAGGAAUUAACACAUUUACGGUGGGUGCGGGGUCUGCCAUCUUGAUAUGUGGCUCUUAUCUUUCAUGGCUCCGAGUAUCACAGCAGCUUCACACAAUCAGUCAAGUUGUAGUUGGUGCAGGCUUAGGCUCAGCAUUUAGCAUCACAUGGUUUUGGUUGUGGCAUUCGUUUGUGCUCAAAGCAUUCAUUGCCUCCAUUUGGGUUCGAAUUAUUGUAGUCCUUGGAUCAAUAGCAUUUUGUGGCGCCUUCGCUCUCUAUGUGAUCAAGCAUUGGCUCAAUGAUGAACAGUAAACGAGUCUUGACACUCUAUGUGAUCAAAUAUAGUUAUGUUUCCCUUUGAAGAAUUCAUGGGGCAUAGAGGCUGUGGCGAAGAUAGUACCUGGUUCAUGUACAAAUGAGUCUUCUAGUUAAAGUCUCGAUGUGUUGGAUAAGCAAACUAUGAAAAUGAUGGCUGUCAUGGCUAUAUAGAUAACUUCUGCUUUAUACGUCAAUUUGCAACAUAUUGGAGAUUAGAUUCCACAGAAAUUAAGGAUAGUUUUGAAAUAAGAAUUUUUAAUGUUGUAGCUUCAUUGGGUUGUUGAUUACCGGUACUUUUUUGAUUCAGAUGUAAUGAACAAAAGCUUGUCAUUUCAGAUUUUGAUGAUCUCAAUUCUACUUGAGGUCUUAUUUGGA
Messenger RNA from Asparagus officinalis (garden asparagus), 1383 nucleotides. Its product is annotated as lipid phosphate phosphatase epsilon 2, chloroplastic-like. The coding region runs from base 166 to 1002 and encodes 278 amino acids. The record is from RefSeq and is a predicted model, not a curated record. Gene Ontology annotation, cellular component: endoplasmic reticulum membrane; intracellular membrane-bounded organelle. The transcript is spliced from 4 exons. NCBI's taxonomy places the organism in Eukaryota, Viridiplantae, Streptophyta, Magnoliopsida, Asparagales, Asparagaceae. Gene Ontology annotation, biological process: protein N-linked glycosylation; lipid biosynthetic process. Gene Ontology annotation, molecular function: dolichyldiphosphatase activity.